Molecule: messenger RNA, 1863 nt
Organism: Ipomoea triloba (trilobed morning glory)
Lineage: Eukaryota; Viridiplantae; Streptophyta; Magnoliopsida; Solanales; Convolvulaceae
Product: protein FAR1-RELATED SEQUENCE 5-like
Exons: 4
Coding region: 1-1863 (620 amino acids)
Biological process (GO): regulation of DNA-templated transcription
Molecular function (GO): nucleic acid binding; zinc ion binding
Source: RefSeq, a predicted model, not a curated record
AUGGACUCUGCUAGUGGUGGUUGUGAUGAAGGUUAUUCCAUAGACAUUGGUGUAGAAGGCAGUGCAUGUGAUAUGGAAAUAUCUCCUGGCAUGACUAAGUAUUGGCGUCCAAAUUGUGCUGAAAGUUUGAAGCCUCACGUUGGGCAACAGUUUGUUUCCUUGGAUACUGCUUUUGGUUUUUAUAAACAAUAUGCUGGCUCCGUGGGUUUUGAUUGUAGGCAGAGCACAACUCGGAAGGGUAGGGAUGGUGGUGUUGUUUUGAAGCAGGUUAAUCGUAAUCUUGAUGCUGGCCAUCAACUUUUUGUUGCAAGUUGUGUUCGAGCAAACAUUGGUCCUACUCGGUCGUAUAGGUUGUUUAAGGAGAUUGUUGGUGAGUAUUCUAAUGUUGGGGCUACAGGUGUGGACUUUAAAACCUUCAAACGUGAUUUGAUGGCGUACAUUUUAAAUGGUGAUGCUCAAAUGUUCAUAGAUACAUUGUUUAAAAGGCGUGAAUUGUGUGAAGCAUUUGGUUUUGAAUACGAUGUUGAUGAGGGUGAUCAGCUUUCAAGGGUUUUCUUGGCGGACGCAGUAUCUAGGAAGAAUUUUUCUUUGUUUGGUGAUGUUGUUUCGUUUGAUGCUACAUACCGUACUAACAGGUAUAAUUUGGUUUUUGUCCCAUUUACUGGCAUUGAUAAUCAUAAGAGAUGUAUCACCUUUGGUGCUGGGUUGCUUACGAAGGAAGACAUAGACUCAUACGUUUGGCUUUUGGAGAGCUUUAAGAAAACAAUGGGCCAUGAUCCUAUUUGUGUUGUUACAAAUCAAGAUCCAGCUGUGAAGGUUGCUAUUGCUCAAGUGUUUGGUGCCUCAAAACAUAGAUUUUGUAUGUGGCAUAUAAUGUGUAAGGUGGGAGAGAAGGUUGGACCAGUUUUAUCAAAAGAUGAGGUGUUUAGGAGGAAGUUGAAUGGCAUUGUUUGGGAUAAUUCACUUGAUCCCAAUGCCUUUGAGUUGCGAUUGAAUCAUAUUAUGGAGGAAUAUGGGUUGGGUGAUAAUGGUUGGUUUCGUUACUUGUUUGAGUCCCGUACAUUUUGGGCACCUCCAUACUUUCAUGAUUUUGAGUCCCGUACAUUUUGGGCACCUCCAUACUUUCAUGAUGAUUUUAUGGCCGGUUUAGUUAGGACUCCAUACUUUCAUGAUGAUUUUAUGGCCGGUUUAGUUAGGACAACGUCUAGAUCGGAGUCUCAAAAUAGUUUUUUUGGCAGUUUCUCUAAUGGACAUUCUAGUUUGGUUGAGUUUCUAGUGCACUAUGACACUGCUAUUGGUGCACAGCGGCAUGCCCAACCAAAAUUGAAUGCUGAUUGUGAAGCUUGUGUUUCAGUUUUGAAGACACCAUUGGCGUUGGAGCAGCAUGCCAGGUAUUUGGUGCAUCGGUGGACAAAGGGUGCAUGUUUGCACCCAAUGUUUCAUAUUGAUGGUACACUUGUUGAUCAAUCUGCUAAAGUGGAGAAUGUUAGGGUGCUUACCAAUCUUAUGUGGUCUGAUAUUUAUGCUUGUGUGGGGUUGGCUGAUGGUAAUAUUGACCGUUUGUCACAGUUACGACGUGUUAUUAAUGAGCAAAGGCAAAUAUUUCUACAGGAUGGGAGUGAGAAUGGGAAUGGGGUUGCUGUUGGUAGCAAGCAAAGUGUGAUUAAUUCGUUUUGUGGAGAUGUGUCUAUGGGUUCGACAGUAGAUGUGCAUGACCCUGUCCAAGCUAAGAACAAGGGUAGUGGUAAGCGCUUGAAGAGCGCAAGGGAAAGAGUUGCAAGCAAGUGUGCAAAGCAAUCAAGGAGAUGCCACAGUUGUGAUGAAUAUGGCCAUAAUAGUAGGACAUGCCCUUUAAAUACUUGA